AUGCCAUUUACAUCUAUACCAAUUGUAAAUGUAAGAAAAUUGUAUGAAAAUAAUAUUCCAAAAGAUUCAUUUAUUGCAAUGGAUGAUUUUAAAUCUCCAAGAAAAUUAGUCAGAUAUUUGAAAUUUUUAAUUAAAAAUAAAUCCAAAUAUUUAAAAUUUUUUGAUCAUAGAAAAUUAGGUUGGCAAACAGAAUAA
Molecule: messenger RNA, 195 nt
Organism: Strongyloides ratti
Lineage: Eukaryota; Metazoa; Nematoda; Chromadorea; Rhabditida; Strongyloididae
Product: Glycosyl transferase, family 10-containing protein
Exons: 1
Coding region: 1-195 (64 amino acids)
Cellular component (GO): membrane
Molecular function (GO): alpha-(1->3)-fucosyltransferase activity
Source: RefSeq, a predicted model, not a curated record